GAUGUUUUACAAGCGUUCGAUAAUUAUUGUGUCCCGUUAAAAAAUGUUACCAUGGAAUCAUUCAAAUAUAACACCAUCGUCCAACGGGAAAAACAACCGUUUGCUGAAUUCGAAACAGAACUACGCAAACAAAUUCAAUACUGUGAAUUCAAAUGUCAUUGCGGUGCUUCAUAUGAAGAACGGAUGCUGAGAGACCGCAUCAUAAUUGGCAUUGCAGAUAAGAAGUUACAACUUAAGCUUCUUGAUGGAAGAAAUGAAUCACUGAAAACUGUGGUGGACACCUGCAAGGUAUUUGAAGCUGCCUACACCAACAAAAAACUUUUGGAAACCAAUCAACAACAACAAGUUCACCAUGUUACAAGUGAACAACCAACAUUAUCGGACUCUAUCAAUGCGAUUUCUCGUCACUGUUAUAACUGUGGACAUCAACCAUUUUCAACAGCACAUUUGCGGGAAUGUAAAGCAAACAACAUCGUCUGCAGCACAUGUGGAAAAAAGGGGCACUUUAGUAAAUGGUGCAAAAAGGGAAGCAACAACAAAAUGGGAAGCAAAACGGAAAACAAAAAACUGGACAACAAGUUGGAUAAAAAAGCUGUAAAAGCCCUUUCUGGAGGGAAUUCUUGGAUUGAAUCAGACUCAGAUUAAGUAAGAAUAUGUCAAUUAAUUCAAGAUGGACUAAGAAGUACCAAAUUAAUAAUGAAAUUGUGGAAUUUAAAAUCGAUACCGGUGCAGAUGUGAACUGCGUCCCUCUGAGUUUAAUUAAAAAAAUUAAUAUUAAAUUGAAUAACGAAGAAAAAAAGUUUUGUGUUACCGAUUAUAAUGGGAAUGAAAUAAAAGUUUUUGGUUCUGUUAAAUUAAUUUGUGUUGAUCCAAUUUCUCAAACGGAACAAUCUGCUCUAUUUUUUGUUGUUGACGAUACAUGUGAGCCCAUACUUGGCUUGAAAACGUCUAUUACGUUUAAUUUAAUAACAAGACUAGAUGUGAAUACUCUCGUUUGUUUACCAAAGACUGCGGAUAAAUUCAUUACUGAAAAUAAAGAUCUUUUUGGUGGGUUAGGCGCAUUGCCGGGCAACGUAAAUAUUAAAUUAGUGGAAAACGCAAAACCAGUUUUAAAUUACAAAAAACGUAUUCCUUUAAGUUUAGUAACAAAAUUAAAGCAGGAAUUAAAAGAAAUGAUUCGUAUAGGAGUCAUCUCACCAGUUGAUUACGCUACUGAGUGGGUGAAUAAUCUUCAGGUUGUUGAAAAACCUAAUGGAAAGUUGCGUCUAUGCCUAGACCCCAAACCAUUAAAUGCCUGUAUUAAGAGGGAACAUUUUUUAAUUCCAACCAUAGAUGAUUUUAUUAGCAAAUUAAAUGGAAAACGAGUUUUCACGGUACUUGAUUUGGCAAGUGGGUUUUGGCAUAUGAAACUCGACAAAAGUAGUUCUGAUCUCACUACAUUCAUGACUCCGUUUGGUAGAUAUAAAUUCAAUAGGGUACCUUUUGGCUUAAACUGUGCUCCUGAAAUUUUUCAGCGCAAAAUGGUACAAAUAUUUGGUGACAUUCCCGGGGUUGUAGUGUAUUUUGAUGAUAUUGGAAUUGCUGGGGAAACGGAGUCAGAACACGAUAGUAUAUUAAAAAUUGUCAUUGAACGUGCGCGUGCGAACAAUAUAAAGUUUAAUUCAGAAAAAAUUCA
Molecule: messenger RNA, 1675 nt
Organism: Eupeodes corollae
Lineage: Eukaryota; Metazoa; Arthropoda; Insecta; Diptera; Syrphidae
Exons: 2
Coding region: 52-645 (197 amino acids)
Molecular function (GO): zinc ion binding; nucleic acid binding
Source: RefSeq, a predicted model, not a curated record